Molecule: messenger RNA, 939 nt
Organism: Choloepus didactylus (southern two-toed sloth)
Lineage: Eukaryota; Metazoa; Chordata; Mammalia; Pilosa; Megalonychidae
Product: olfactory receptor 6K3-like
Exons: 2
Coding region: 1-939 (312 amino acids)
Biological process (GO): G protein-coupled receptor signaling pathway
Cellular component (GO): membrane
Molecular function (GO): G protein-coupled receptor activity; olfactory receptor activity
Source: RefSeq, a predicted model, not a curated record
AUGGCUUGUCUUUUCAUUCUCUUAACAUUUUAUUUUGCAGAGACCCUUUCUGAAGAUGGUAGCAUCCUCUUCUUCAUUCCUUUGGUCAUCAUCUACGUGUUCAUUGUCAUUGGAAAUCUCAUUGUCUUUUUUGCAGUCAGGAUAGAUACACGUCUCCACAAUCCCAUGUACAAUUUCAUCAGCAUUUUCUCAUUUUUGGAGAUCUGGUAUACCACAGCUACCAUUCCCAAGAUGCUCUCCAACCUCAUCAGUAAGCAGAGGACCAUCUCCGUGAUUGGCUGCCUCUUGCAGAUGUACUUUUUCCAUUCACUUGGAAAUUCAGAGGGGAUUUUGCUGACUACCAUGGCCAUUGACAGGUACAUAGCCAUUUGUAAUCCCCUUCGCUACCCAACUAUUAUGAACCCUUGGCUGUGUGCUCGGCUCUCAGCAGGCUCCUGUGUCUUUGGCUUUCUUGUGUUGCUCCCAGAGAUUGUGUGGAUUUCCACACUGCCCUUUUGUGGCCCCAAUCAAAUCCAUCAGAUCUUCUGUGACCUUGAACCUGUUCUGCGCUUGGCCUGUACAGAUACUUCCAUGAUCCUGAUUGAGGAUGUGAUCCAUGCUAUCGCCAUCAUCUUCUCUGUCCUGAUUAUUUCCCUCUCUUAUGUCAGAAUCAUCACUGUGAUCCUGAAGAUUCCCUCUACUGAGGGCCGCCAGAAGGCCUUUUCCACCUGUGCUGCCCAUCUUGGUGUCUUUCUGAUGUUCUAUGGCAGUGUGUCCCUUACAUACCUGCGUUUCUCUACUACCUUCCCACCAGCUUUGGACACAGCCAUUGCAUUGAUAUUUGCAGUUCUUGCUCCUUUUUUCAACCCUAUCAUCUAUAGUUUGAGAAACAAGGAUAUGGAGACUGCAAUUAAGAAGCUUCUUUGCCCUCAGAAUGUGUUUAAUGCAUUUGCAAAUUAA